AUGGAUAUGGUAGACGAUAGUUUUGGCGACACGCUGGAAUAUUGUCACAACAUUAGGUUUAAAAAGCUGAUGGACGUUGACUAUUAUUCUGACUCAAAAAAAUUUUUUAAAGACAUCUCCACAAAUAGCGUAAACACUAUUUAGAAUCAUCUUGAAAAAGUUAUGACUGGAAGUGAUAGCUAUAAUUGGCAUGACUAUGAGAAGGAUUUAAUAGAUUUUGCGCUCCCUUGGCUAACUAUUGCAGCAGUUGUUUUUGUAAUUUGGGUCAUUGCAAUUCUUUAUAGGAUAUUUAACUGAAAUUUGUGCAAAAACUUUCCCACGCUUACAUCAGUAAGAAGAACUUGCUUGGCCUCUUCAAUAAUCUUUACAUUAGGAGCGGUAGUGAGCUGUGCAUUAGUUGUAUUAUACGCUGACUACGCCUAUCAGUCCUGGGAACAGAUUCAAUGUGGAACAUCAAGAAUGCCUCAUUCUUUGCUAAAUGGGUAUGAAGAUUCUAAUUGGAUUGGACUUAACCGAGCAGUGACAAAUACAGGGAAUAUUAUGGAAAACAUGCAACAACAAUAUAUAACCUCUACAAAUACCCUGUGGAAUAAUCAAGCAUGGCCAAGUUUGACCUUAGGAACUUCUCCAGUCUACAAUGCACUCUUAAAUUACUAUAACUCCUAUUCAAAUAUGUAAGAAUUAUAUAGCCAAGUUGCAAAUCCAAACCCUCAGUAUUCAGGAACUACAAUAGCUACUGAUUAUACUUCAAAUCUUGGGCCUCCAACGACAACUUAUUCGUAUACAGGAGUGAUAAACCUACAAAUUAACCAAAAAAUAGUUCCUUUAUUAAGUGUUUACAAUGAUCUAAACACCAUUACAACGACAGAAGUUACGAAUGUUCCUAAUACUGUAAAUGAGCUUAAACUUGCCUUAGAAAAACUAACAGCAUUUAAAAACGGAACAAAAUUGAUGGAAAAGAACGUCCACAAAUGGAUAAGAGAGCAUGACGAUGAGGUGAGAGACAUUUGGCUUGCCACAAGCUUUUUAACUGUUCUUAUUGGGUGGACUUUACUUGGAGGAAUUAGUUUGGUAGUCUAUAUAAUAAUGAUGAACAGAAGAAGAUACGCCAAAGCAAUGUUUGGGUUUUGGGGAUUUAUGGGACUAUUUUCUGUCAUUGGGCUCCUUGCACUUUUAUAUGUAAUUGCAGUUGGUAUCUCAUCCAAUGAUUUUUGCAGGUUUUCUGAAGAUCUUCCUACAACUGAAGGCUUGAGUAAAAAUUAUAUAGAUAAAUAUAACAUCGCAGUUCCAAGAGACAGCGCAGGAUCAGUUAAUGAGUGCUUAAAUGGCGACCCCAACCUUGCAAACUAUACUGAUAUUACGACAACUUUAUUUUUUGCUGCUCAAAUGCAAGCUGAUUAUAAAACUUUUCUUGAGCUUAACUCCAGCUUAGCUUAUUUAUCAAACUUCACCUCUGUGACAGCUAACCAAAACGCUGUAUUUUUUAAAUAGAUAAACCAAGCCCUCAGUUUCCAAAAUGUUGCUGCAAAGACAGUAAAAAAUAAUCAAACCCCUGAUUACUGUUUGUCUCAGCUUAACCUUUACAGUGACUAUUCUAAUGCUUCGUCUUAUCAGCGGACAUCUACAUGCACCAGCACUGUUAUGGACAGAUUUGUCACUUCUUUAGCCAAUUGUCCAGUAGGCUAUGUCUAUAUUUCGGCGACAUCUCCAAAUUCAAAUGUAGGCACCCCUUCCUGCUUAGUAAUUCCAGAGUGGAGUAGUAAUCUUUUGACUAACCGCUAUGAUGGAAAAUUAGUGUGUGCAAAUAUCCCAGCACCAUUCAAUACAAUUCCUAACGCCAUUAUUCAGUACCAGACCAGCUUUAGUGCUUUUAUGCAGGACACAACGACAAAGUUCAACAAUAUUAAUACAGCAUUUGCGGUGGUAACUGGUAAAAUUACUGAACUUGUAGACAAUACAGCUGGUAUGGCCCAAGCCGUAAAUAAUUAUUUUGGAAACGAUAUAGCUUCUCUUAUGGAUGAAAUUUUUGGGGAAAAUCAAGGAGUUUAUAACCAUUUGGUGUGUGGGUAUUUAUAUGGGGAGUAUCAAGAUAUGGAAAGAGCAGUUUGCCAUAAUGCGAUGCCGAGCUUGAUGAUUGUAUUUGCAAUGAUGCUACUUGGGAGCUUUUUGACGUUUUUGUUGAUGAUUAUAAAUAUCUGCUUGCAUCAAGGAUUUAUUAAAACUAAUUUCUAA
Messenger RNA from Blepharisma stoltei, 2232 nucleotides. Lineage: Eukaryota; Ciliophora; Heterotrichea; Heterotrichida; Blepharismidae. The record is from the annotation of a GenBank genome assembly.